Molecule: messenger RNA, 2118 nt
Organism: Acytostelium subglobosum LB1
Lineage: Eukaryota; Evosea; Eumycetozoa; Acytosteliales; Acytosteliaceae
Exons: 2
Coding region: 1-2118 (705 amino acids)
Source: RefSeq, a predicted model, not a curated record
AUGGAAUACAUUGUCGGCAAUAAUCGAAGUAUACACAAGUUCCUACAAACUUGCACCGACGUUCAUGUGUUCAACGCACUGUACAAAGCCAAGCGCAACUACUUUAUCAAUCAUCAACUGCUGGCAUACGCUGUGAGGAGUGGAUCGAUCGAGAUUGUCAAGACACUGGCGGAACAGACCUUCCCCAUCCGCUUCCAAAGGACGCGCCACAGCUACACCCCCAACAUCAAGGAGUACAAGUACUCUGACCUGCUCCUUCAAGAGGCCUGGGUAUGUCGUCAGUACUCAAUGUACUUCUACCUUUUGAACAACGUCAAGGACGAGGAUGGCGAGCCACUGUGCGACAAGAGUUUGUUCCAGAACACCAAGGCAGUGAUGAUUGGCAGGGUCAACUCUCUGCUCAUCAAGGAUAUCAAGAUGUUUAGUGCCGUGCGUCAAAUGGCGCAUCCAGAGUUUGCCAACAUCAUGGUGGAGUGGGCCGCAGCCAAUCCCGAGAUCCUAUACAUGACAGAUGACACCGAGUUGAUUGAUCGCCUCGUCCCCGCCAAUCUCUUGCCCAAGCUCAAGUCGAACCAUGACUGGACCCAGCAUUAUCACGCUGUUGUCGAUUCCUCUGGCUAUCAUUUCACCUACACCACAUUUGAGUCGUUGAUCAAGGCUUGCAUUGACCUCGACCUCGCACCCAUGGAGCCACUGAUCCAAUCAAAGUAUGCUGAAUCAAGGCGUCGAUGUAUCACUUAUGGUGUUCCAGAGUGCGAUCUAGGCCCUGUCGAGAUGGACAUCAACACUCCAACAUACCUCGAUAUUGUAAUACUGGAGCAGUUGGCUAUUAAUAACUUGAGGGUGGAUGUAUAUAGUUCGACAAUGGUCAGGAUUAUCAAGACUGGCACUUUAGUGUUGAUACCCUACAUACUCGAAUACAUACAACGUGGACGCACUGAUGGCUCAUCGAUGCAUGAUCAAUUCUACACUUUGGUUCGCUUUGGAGAGAUGAGUCAACUCAAGCUCGCCAUCAAACAUUUGGAGGCACGCGCCAAGAUAGACACUAUAGUAGUGUAUAGACUACUUCAGUCGCUGAUCAACUCACCUCAUGAGGUGGUCGAGUUGAUCGUCCACACAUUCCAAAAGCCAAUCCGUGCCUCUAAUGACUUUAGGUUCACAACCAUCAACCCGAACCAAUUGAUGUUGUCCGAUGCCGUGUUUGAACUGGGCCACUCAUUGAAGAUCUUCAAAACAACCUACAUAUCUGAUCACAACACCAUCAAGUAUCUGCUCAAGAAUCCAACUGGUCGACAUGACUGCCUUCUUGGUGAGUGGGCUGCACGCUUUGGAUGCCUCGAUGUUUUGAGGCUCACUCCAAAAACGUCGGACUCCAACAAUCACAACAUGCAACACGCCAUUGUGGGUGGACAUCCGAGCAGCAUUGGAUUCAUGUUGGAGCGACGCAAGUUCCUGAUGAGACAGGACACCGAACUGAUUGCCAAGUUGAACAAUAUCAAGACAUAUGAUCUGAUCGUUGACAAGCUGGGCUUGAAGCCCAGCAAGAUUGAAGAGCUUUUCUUCGAGCCCGAGACGCUGAAGACCUUCUUUAUUCAUGGUAGCGAUGAGUUACUGCGCCACAUUCUCAGGAAGCAUGGUCUUAAGCUGCCCAAGCUGGAACCAUCCUUUGUCCACUAUGGUCAUGUCUCCAUUCUCAAGAUGUGCAUUGGCCAAUUCAUCAAUAACCUCGAGCCCAUCAAUGUAGCAAUCGUGAACAAUAGAGUCGAAGUGUUUGACCUCCUGUUCAACAAGUUGAGGCAAAUGGAUGAGUUCUUUGAGGAGUCCAAGUCAAUGUUCUGCAGCGAUGUCCUGGACAAUGUAUUCAAGGAGAAACUGGAGCAGUUGAUAAAGUCCAAUUGCUAUGCAAUGAUAUUGCGAGCCGUUCUGCUCGGUGCCUACAUGGACCUCGUUGUAUUCACUCCUCAACUCAAGUUCAAAUACCCAACCAACGUGACCAUCCAGUGUCUGGGCAAGAUGUACCUCAAGAAGAAGAAGGAGUUGAGGAAGGCCAAGCAGUUCCAAAAUAUUGCCCAAGACCAAGCCCAAGUCCUACUGAAGGACUUGACAAUCAAUCAAUAA